Molecule: messenger RNA, 1790 nt
Organism: Amyelois transitella
Lineage: Eukaryota; Metazoa; Arthropoda; Insecta; Lepidoptera; Pyralidae
Product: myrosinase 1-like
Exons: 6
Coding region: 132-1676 (514 amino acids)
Biological process (GO): carbohydrate metabolic process
Molecular function (GO): beta-glucosidase activity
Source: RefSeq, a predicted model, not a curated record
UCCGUGACAGACAGAAUGGAUGUUAUCAAAUCAUCAAAGCAAACGAUAAAACUGAUUUAGAUUACAAUAUACUAUAUAUGAUUUAGGAUCAAGAGAAUGCCUUCAGUUGACUGAGAUAUAGAGUUACAAUAAUGGUGCCUUAUUCGGUAAUAUUUACUUUAAUUUUAUUGACAUCAUACGUCUCGGUAUCAACAUCGAAGGCGUCAGAUGGAAUGCGACAUGAUGUAAGGCAUUUCCCCGACGGGUUUCUGUUCGGCACCGCCACUGCUUCUUAUCAAAUUGAAGGAGCUUGGAAUGAAGACGGAAAAUCGGAAAAUAUUUGGGAUCAUAUGACACACGAAAACCCUUGCGUUAUAGAUGACUGUUCUAACGGAGACAUAGCUGACGAUUCCUAUCAUCAGUACAAAAGAGAUGUAGAGAUGAUGAGGGAGUUGGGACUCCAUUACUACAGAUUCUCACUUUCUUGGUCAAGAAUUCUACCUACGAGCUUUCCAGAUAAGAUAAAUGAGGCUGGAGUAGCUUACUAUAACAAUCUGAUCAAUGAGAUGCUAAAAUACAAUAUUGAACCAAUGGUCACCUUGUACCAUUGGGAUUUACCACAAAAAUUACAGGAGCUUGGCGGAUGGGCUAACCCCCAUAUUGUUGACUGGUUCGGGGACUACGCUCGCAUAGCCUUUGAACUUUUCGGAGACAGAGUCAAAUAUUGGAUUACAAUGAAUGAACCACGCGAGGUUUGCUAUCAAGGAUAUGGUUAUACUACCAAAGCACCAAGAUUGAAUAUUCAUGGAAUUGCGGAAUAUAUGUGUGCUAAGAAUUUGCUUGUUGCCCAUGCUAAAGCGUAUCAUAUCUAUGACGAAGAGUAUAGGGCUUUGUAUGGCGGUACUAUUGGUAUUACUUUGAGUAUUACAUGGCACGAGCCAGAGUCUGAAGAUGAUGCCCAGGCUGCUGAAGAUGAAAAUCAGUUUGAGUGGGGAAUAUAUGUUCAUCCAGUAUUUUCAGUAACUGGAGAUUUUCCACCGGUGAUGAAAGAAAAAAUCGCAGCCAAAAGUGCUGCUCAAGGUUUCGCUAGAUCUAGACUACCCGAAUUUACCGCAGAAGAAAUCGAGUACGUACGAGGAAGUUCUGAUUUCCUUGGUAUGAACUACUAUACCGCUUACUUGGUAUACAGAAAUGAGUCUGUAUAUUCAGCUCACGCAGUACCAUCGUUUUAUGAUGAUAUGGACUGUGUAAGAUACCAGCCAGCUAAUUGGGAAGGUGGAGCUUCAAAGUGGUUAAAGAAAGUCUCGUGGAGUUUCUACAAAAGUCUGAUGAAAAUUAAGGAGGACUACAACAAUCCUAUCGUAUACAUUACUGAGAAUGGUUACUCAACAACUGGCGGUUUAGAUGAUGAUGAUCGCAUUCUUUACAUUAGAGAGUAUAUUGACGCUAUGCUGGAUGCCAUUGAAGAUGGAGCUAAUGUCCAGGCAUACACUGCCUGGAGUCUCAUGGAUAACUUCGAGUGGAUGCAAGGAUACACGGAAAGGUUUGGCCUGUACGAGGUAGACUAUCAGAGUCCAGAGAGAACGCGUACUCCUCGCAAAUCCGCUUUCAUAUUCAAAGAGAUGGUUCGGAGUCAUGCCUUGGACUGGCAUUACGAACCUGACACUACGGUCAUGACAAUUGAUGAGGGACAUUGAUUCAAUAUGAUUUUCUGAGAUCUAUAAUACAUAUAUCUUAGUUUAAGGUAUAUAUUACUAAGGACUUUUCUUACCUGAAAUAAAUAACUGUAUAUAUAAUUUUGAUUUAAUGUA